Messenger RNA from Aspergillus alliaceus, 1049 nucleotides. RefSeq lists its product as uncharacterized. Bases 64 to 600 code for a protein of 178 amino acids. NCBI's taxonomy places the organism in Eukaryota, Fungi, Ascomycota, Eurotiomycetes, Eurotiales, Aspergillaceae. The transcript is spliced from 3 exons. The record is from RefSeq and is a predicted model, not a curated record.
AUUUUGAUCGCCUUUUUGAAAUAACCAUUGAUUCAUAGUCGUGCAAUUGAUUCAGUCUCCACCAUGGAUGUAUUCUAUGUCUAUACCUAUUCCACGGCGGGAUGGCUCUCGCUACAGAGUGUGUCCUUGAUCACAGUCCCGCAGAUCAUGACGACUCUGCUACUGGACGAGACAAGAUCGGCUUCUGAAAUGGAGAUAUACUUCGCACGCUGCCUUGGUUUUAGCUUACUCACCAUCGCCAUCCUAACGGCCAUGCUAACGGGAACCAUCCCCUUGAACUCCAUGGUGUCAGAACCAGUCACGACGGAGGACAACGACUCCAAGGCACCGUAUGCCAUCCCCACCUUGAUCGUAACAUCCCUUUUCCAAGGAAUUUCGGCGUUCUACGCCUAUACGCGGUACCUGUCCUCGGAUCAAACCGCCUUUGCUAUAGGAAUGAUCGGAUACUCGGUGGUGGCUGCAAUUGGGCUUUGGUGUGUGCUCUUCGCCAGUAGUAAUGGGAAAAUUAGUCGGAAGACGGGCGCAGACAAGAGAACGACUGGAUUUCCUUUCAAGAACACAGAGGCGGCAAAGAAGCAUGCUUGGAAGAAAAGGUCAUGAGCCCUUUCGAGGAGGGGGCGUUGUGCCUGGGCAAUUCUAUGGGUGAUCGGGGUGCAGAAUGAGCUCAUUUCAUGAAUAAGCACUCUGGAUCCUAUUCCUGAGUCAUGGAGGUCCAAGCCAGCAACCAACGGAUAAUCAAGCCUGGGCGCUUAUCGGGUGGCUGAAAAAUCGCUGCUAGUGUGUACUCCAUUUGCAUGAAUUAAAUUAAUAGCCAAUGACGUUGUCGAACACACGUUGCCUGGUUGGAUGCGGCGCUCAGGCCGAAUUGAAGCCAGAGGGGAUAUAGCCCUGAUUCUUGGUCAUUCGAAUUCCGAGGUUUUCCCUCUUCUUCUAAAUCCGAGACAACGCCCAGGACCACGAUGGGGGAAAGAGAUUAAAACUGAGAUUAAAGAUUAAUGACUGCCAACGGAACCCCGAUGGAACAAGAGAUGCCAAGAAUUUAGCUGCCU